Molecule: messenger RNA, 267 nt
Organism: Diabrotica balteata
Lineage: Eukaryota; Metazoa; Arthropoda; Insecta; Coleoptera; Chrysomelidae
Source: the annotation of a GenBank genome assembly
AUGAUUAAAGUACAACAAGAAAACAAGAAGAAAAAUGGAAAGAAAAAUAAAAAAAAAAUGAUGAAAGUACAGUUAGAAAAUCAAAAAGAAAAUUUUUUGAGACUAGAAAACAGAAUACAAAAGUAUAAACAUGAUGUAAAGGGCUAUUUAAAAAUAAUAAAAAGAGACGUUAAUCAGAGGAUUGAAGAAACCCAUAGAAAACUGGAAACGCAGAAAAAAAAGGUUGAAGAUGUUCAAAAAGAAAUGAAACAAAUGGAAUGGAAAUAA